Procambarus clarkii (red swamp crayfish) is the source of this 414-nucleotide messenger RNA. Its product is annotated as leucine zipper protein 4-like. The record is from RefSeq and is a predicted model, not a curated record. Lineage: Eukaryota; Metazoa; Arthropoda; Malacostraca; Decapoda; Cambaridae.
AUGUUGUGGAGCGGCCAUGAGAGCCGCCAAGACGGCCUUGAGAGCCGCCAAGACGGCCAUGAGGGCCGCAAAGACGGCCAUGAGAGCCGCCAAGACGGCCAUGAGAGCCGCCUAGACGGCCAUGAGAGCCGCCUAGACGGCCAUGAGAGCCGCCAAGACGGCCAUGAGAGCCGCCAAGACGGCCAUGAGAGCCGCCAAGACGGCCAUGAGAGCCGCCUAGACGGCCAUGAGAGCCGCCAAGACGGCCAUGAGGGCCGCAAGGACGGCCAUGAGGGCCGCCAAGACGGCCAUGAGAGCCGCCAAGACGGCCAUGAGAACCACCAAGACGGCCAUGAGAGCCGCCAAGACGGCCAUGAGAGCCGCCAAGACGGCCAUAAGGGCCACUACACCUCACAAGACGAUGUGAGUACUUAA